Stegastes partitus (bicolor damselfish) is the source of this 699-nucleotide messenger RNA. RefSeq names its product zinc finger protein basonuclin-2. Bases 1 to 699 code for a protein of 232 amino acids. The record is from RefSeq and is a predicted model, not a curated record. Gene Ontology annotation, cellular component: nucleus. Gene Ontology annotation, biological process: regulation of DNA-templated transcription. NCBI's taxonomy places the organism in Eukaryota, Metazoa, Chordata, Actinopteri, Pomacentridae. The transcript has 6 exons.
AUGAGGAUGACUCCGGACGCCGAAGAGUCCAUCAGGUGUUCAGUCUGCAGCUGUUCGUGUUUCAAACCAGGAAGCGUCCAGCUCAGGUCAUGUGAUCGGUGUGGACACGGCUGGGUGGCUCACGCCCUGGAGCGGCUCCAGGCCCAGCCUCCGUCCGGCUGCGGCCCGGUGGAGGUGGCCCUCCCUGGGCUGGUGUUCGACUUGAGCUCCCUGGUGCUGUACGGGGCUCAGGCGGUUCCGGUCCGGCUGAAGAUCCUGCUGGACCGGCUGUACAGCGUCCUGACGCCCGAGCAGGUGGGGAACAUCGUGGCCACGCUGGGCUGGAGUCUGGGGGACUACGUCCGAGGAUACAUGCUGACGUUCCCCAGUGGGAAGGUGUUGAACCGCUGGCUGAUGGCCACUCCAGACGAAGAGAUGCUCAUCUUGAAACAGUUCCUUCGCUUCGGCGAGACUCGACCAAUCGUGGAGCUGAUGACGCUUCAGUACCUGGAAGCUGCCAAUCACCUCCCUGAUCCGGAGCUAAAGCCCGCCCCUAAGAGCUGCCAGUCAAACAGGGGAACGCUGACCAUGCUGAGGAACCCAAGAGGAGACUCUCGAUUGGUGGCCGGACUCUGCGGUUUCGAGAGGAACAGUCCAUCCGACCACAGCGACGCUGUCCACCAUUUUGAAAACUUCCCAGGAGCUCGUUCCUCCCAGUAA